AUGGAAACCCUCGCAUACAAGUUGACGUGGCUUUCCAAGUGGAAGCUUCGCUGCGAAUCUGAACGGGGCGACCCGGACUUCACCAAGCUCAUCGGCCACUAUUCCGUGUAUCUCAAGACUGCGCAAUACCUGACUGAGCAAGACGACAGUGCCAGCUCUGACGCCACGGCCGUUGACUUGGACUACACGACGACAUCUUCCGGUAUGGAUGACUUUGCCUGGCGUGAAGGCGACAUGUACUCGCUUCCCUCGACCCUUUGCGACGACCCGCCGGCCGAAUCCAAUCUGCGUGGCGGGGAACCUCGACAAGGAGAAGCGACCUUACGCGGCACAAAAAUCACAUCCUCCUCGUCAGUCGUGGUCUCGGAAACUGAGAUUCAACUUGCGGGUGCUGACGAAGAUGACGAUGACAGCGACCCGUUUUCUGACGCCGAAACCAGUGAUUUCAGCGAUGAUGAAGACACGUCUAGUGACUCGAGUGUCGAAGAGCUGGAGGCUGGCGACGAUUUCCAGCCGCCAAAGACCGUGUGCGAAAGACCUAGACCGAGGCUGGUUCGACGUCCUUGA
Messenger RNA from Exophiala spinifera, 567 nucleotides. RefSeq lists its product as uncharacterized. The transcript has a single exon. Lineage: Eukaryota; Fungi; Ascomycota; Eurotiomycetes; Chaetothyriales; Herpotrichiellaceae. The record is from RefSeq and is a predicted model, not a curated record. The coding region runs from base 1 to 567 and encodes 188 amino acids.